Galleria mellonella (greater wax moth) is the source of this 2074-nucleotide messenger RNA. Its product is annotated as porphobilinogen deaminase. The record is from RefSeq and is a predicted model, not a curated record. NCBI's taxonomy places the organism in Eukaryota, Metazoa, Arthropoda, Insecta, Lepidoptera, Pyralidae. The transcript has 7 exons. Gene Ontology annotation, biological process: heme biosynthetic process. Gene Ontology annotation, molecular function: hydroxymethylbilane synthase activity. Bases 262 to 1509 code for a protein of 415 amino acids. Gene Ontology annotation, cellular component: cytoplasm.
CAAAUGUCAGUAAUCACCUAUCAAUUUAUUUAAUCAUGUCCUGUUCAUUGAAAGUGACUCCUAUGUGUGAAUAAUUAUGAGUUAAACCUUAUAAAUUCAAAAUUACUUUUUAAUGCUUGUCCACUACAGUGUUAGUGACAAGUAGUUAUUAAAAUAAUCACUAUAAAAUUAAAUAUCCAUUACCGUACAUGACGAUUCUUGCAUGACAUAACCUUCAUAUUUAAAUAAAAUUAUUAAUUUAUAUCUCCCCAAUUAUUAGCAAUGGAAAAUCAACGAAAGGAUGUUAUAAACGUCGGUUCAAGGAAAAGCGAGCUGGCACUCAUACAGACCAAUUUUGUUAUAGACAAUUUAAAGAAAGUACAUCCAGAUAAGGAAUUCAAUAUAGUUACCAUGACAACAUUAGGGGAUCGCAUCUUGAAUGUGUCUCUGCCAAAAAUAGGUGAGAAGGCACUCUUCACUAAGGACCUAGAGGACGCCUUGAGGAACAACACUGUAGACUUUGUAGUGCACUCCUUAAAAGAUCUUCCCACAACUCUGCCCGACGGACUUGCAAUUGGUGCUAUAUUUGAAAGGGAAGACCCCCGCGAUGCAUUAGUACUCAGAGAGGAAUUUAAAGAGCACACAUUGUCUACGCUGCCCAAAGGUUCAGUUAUCGGUACAUCGUCCCUACGCCGCACCGCACAACUCCGCAGCUCCUACCCUCAGCUGUCCGUGGUGGAUGUCCGCGGCAACCUGAACACUAGGCUGCGCAAACUGGAUGCUGAAGACAGCGAAUAUUCGGCUUUACUUCUAGCGAGCGCCGGGUUACAGCGCAUGGGGUGGGCACAUAGGAUUUCUAAGGUGUUGCCGUGUUCGGAAAUGUUGUACGCGGUGGGACAGGGCGCGCUGGCUGUGGAAUGUCGGGCGGACAACCACGACGUACUAGCCAUGCUUGCGCCGUUCAACCACGCGGACACAUACUGCAGAGUGCUGGCCGAGAGGAGCUUCCUCAAGACCCUAGGCGGGGGGUGCAGUGCUCCCGUAGGCGUAUCUACAAGACUGAAACCACAUGACGGACAAUACAAGUUGACCAUAACUGGUGCUGUUUGGAGUCUAGACGGUACCACCAAGAUAUCACACACAUUGGAACAAACAUUUGAUCAAAUUAAGAAAUCCUCCAAACAUCAGCUCAGCCCAACCAACGAGAACGAAAACAAAAAAUUCAAAUCCGAAAAUAGCACUGAAAGCGAUGCUGUCAAUCCUAUAGAAGCAUUGAAUAGAAGAAUAACAAAUGGAGAAGCAAAUUUAAACUGUGUUGACUUAAGAACCCAAGAACAAAUAGAAGCUUUGAAAAAGGAGAUACAACUGUUUUGCGGGCUGACUGAAAACGCAAAUAUAUCUUUAGAGGUUAUAGAGAAAUGUGAGAACAUUGGCAAAGAUUUGGCCAAUAUAUUAAUGUCAGAAGGUGCUACAGAAGUAAUGAAGGUGUCUCAAGAUACUAUAAGAAAUUCUUCACAAAAGGUCUCAUGAUCAUUCUUGACUAUUUGUGUAAAUACAAAUGUUUAUUUCUCCAUUAUGUUGGCAUCUUUAUUUUACUUUUGUAGAUAUAAAGGUGAUGAAUAUAGAAAUAUAUUUAUUGUUAAAAAUCUGGGUGCGAUUUCCAAUUAAUUAGUUAAAUUAGUAUAUAAAAGACUUUACUACUGUUUAGUAAUUAUACACCAUUUAUGUACAUAGUAUGUUUGUACAAAAAUGAAAUGUCUAUAUUUUUUAUCUGAUUUGUCUACUUGUAUAGAAAGAAAGUCACUAUGAACCUUAUUACCAUUCUGUUAAAGUUGUAUAUAAAACCUAAACUGAAUUAAAUUAAUUUACGAUUUAUUUAUUGAAAUAAAUGAUAUCUCUCCUAUAAAUAAGUACAGUAUGAAUGUAUUUAUGUACAAACUUUAUUGUCCUUGUUAUCGUCACUUUAUUAAUUUUAAUUAUUUACAAUAAUUGUUGUAUUUUAUUUAUACUCAGUUUAUGUGGUUUAGGGGUCAUUGUAAGUACUUAACUGUUAGAAUUGUUUUAAAACACUAUUAAACAAUUUUUUAUGACAGUA